Molecule: messenger RNA, 1454 nt
Organism: Leguminivora glycinivorella
Lineage: Eukaryota; Metazoa; Arthropoda; Insecta; Lepidoptera; Tortricidae
Product: epidermal retinol dehydrogenase 2-like
Exons: 7
Coding region: 220-1197 (325 amino acids)
Cellular component (GO): lipid droplet
Molecular function (GO): oxidoreductase activity, acting on the CH-OH group of donors, NAD or NADP as acceptor
Source: RefSeq, a predicted model, not a curated record
AAACAUAUGAUCUUGAAAUUCUUGAACAACUUUUAACUUUUAUCAGACCUUCCUGUUAUCAAGUUUAUUUAUUAUCAAAUUAUAAAUGAAUAUGUCCAGUUCCGUUUCGCAACAAGGUGACUAAAUGUCGUGCCGCUGAUUACGAUUCGUGUCGUGAAACGUAAAAAUCUGUGGUACAUUUAAUACCUAUUUUUAUGCAGUUUUAUAUCCUCGAGCAAAAUGGAAAAUCGUCAACUGGAUACAAUGUUCGGCAUCGUCCUAAACAUACUGUUCCCCAUCAAAUUGUUGCUGCGUGUGUAUUCGCUGGGCAUUCUGAUGGUAGACUUUAUGUGGGUGUGGGUGAAUGCAGCCUUUGCCAUCAUGCAGGCUAUAUAUGAGCUGUUCUGCCCUCCUCCCAUGAAAUCUUUGAACAUGGAAACUGCUUUAGUCAUAGGAUCAGGCAGAGGAGUAGGCCGGGAGCUAGCCAUCCAACUUUCCGAUCUUGGUGCUAUAGUGCUCUGUGUAGACAAGAACAGUGUCAACAACAAGGAAACUCUGGAUGCGAUCAAACGGCAUGGUGGCUCGGCACUCAGCUUCACCUGUGACAUCACGAAGAAACAGAAUGUUGAGGAGCUGGCGGUGCAAGUGAAGAAAGAGAUAGGUUUUGUGAGCAUGCUGUUCUAUUGCUGUGGUAUCCCCAGUCCGCGGUCUCUGCUCACCCAGCCACCACAAGACAUACACAAAACUUUGGACCUCACACUUACAUCAUAUUUCUGGCUCAUAGACCAGUUCAUACCAGCCAUGAAAGCGAAGAACCGCGGCCACAUCGUAGCCCUAACGUCAGUGGCUGGUCUCAGCUACAUCAAGGAUCAAAUGCCAUUGAGCGUUGCCCAGUUUGCUGUCCAAGGGCUAGCAGAAUCUCUCAUGGAAGACCUCAGGAUAAACAGGAUAGACGGGGUCCAUGUGACCCUCACACACAUCUAUCCCUUCAUUGUGGGAGAAGACAGCUCGGAAUUGAGGUUAAAGAUACCAAGCUACUUCGGAACUAUAACCCCGCAAGUCGCAGCCUCCAGUAUACUAGACAGCGUCCGCCGGAAUUACCCCGAAGCCUCUGUGCCUAAACACCUCCUUUUCUUGGGCCACCUGCUCCGGAUAUUACCCAGGAAGGCCACAGUACUAAUAAGAGAUCUAUUAGACACGGGUGUUGAUUUUGCCUAGUACUAUGUCAUAGUUUUGACGUUUUCUAGUAAAAGGUGCUAUGUUGUCUCUUACUAUAAGGACGAAAUUUGCUAGUAUACUGUUAGAGUGUUCUUAUGAUUAAACGACAAUGUGGGGUCUUUUGCUUGAGAACGGCACAAUUAGUUAGAUCAUUUUGUUGCUAAGUCAAAGGAACCAAAUAGGUUAGCAGUGAUAUAUUUUGUGAAUCAAAUUUUAAGACUUAUAACUAAGUUUAACUGUAAGAAAUCUACAAUGUC